CAUGUACGUACGUGAGUUUCGCUAGGUAUAAAUACCUCACGUCUUGACUCACUCUGCGCACCUCACGGCCAAAGACAUCAAAGCAGAUCACCAUGAAGGUUGUAGCAGUGAUUGUUGCUCUAACAGUCCUCUCAGGCUGCGAUGCCUGGUACUUGCAGGACGCGCCUAAGGAGCCAUGGGAGCUGGCUGUCGACCGCUUCUGGGACUACGUGGCGGAGAUCAACACCAGAGCCGAGGAGAUGAAGAAGACCAUCGAGAGCUCUCAGCUCAGCGAGGACAUGGACAAACUCAUCAAGGACGUCACGGGAGACCUGAAUAUGUACCGAGAUGACCUCCAAAACAAGCUGGGGCCCUUUGCCCAGGAUGCGGCUGAAAAGCUGGGUCAAGACAUGACACUGCUGGGCAACAAACUCCGCGACCACCUGAACGAGGCCAAGGGCAGGGCGGCAGAGUACAGCGAGGAGCUGCAGAGCAUGGCAGAGCAGAACGCCGAUGAGGUGGCCAGCCGGAUGAAAAUCUACGUCCGCAAGCUGAAGAAGCGCUUGGGCAAGGACACAGAGGAGAUCCGCAACAAAAUGGACACCUAUGUCGGUGAACUGCAGUCUCGCACCAACGAGCGUGUGGAAUCUCUGCGUGAGCGCCUGGAGCCCUACCUGACCGAUGUGCUCCAGCGUGCCCAGGAGAAGGCCCAGUCCAUCGGCCAGAUGGUGCAGACCCAAGCCGAGGAUGUGAGAGAGAAGCUGGAGGUCGGAGCCUUCAACCUCCAGCAGCAGCUGGAGAAGACCUCCGAGAACCUGCGCUCCACCCUGGAGAGCAAGUGGGGCGAGCUGAGUGCAUGGUUCAAGCCAUACGUCACCGAGAUUCAGGAGAACCUGAACUCCUACAUGUAGACGGAGUGGACUCUUGACCCCUUGAGUGUCACACUUUGGCUGACUGUGUGUGAUUUUUCUUCAUUAAAAAGCACGUUCCACACAGUGAAAAUGUUAUGAGGCUUGUUAUUUCACAUCCAGAUGGUCAUGAAUAAAAACGUAUAAGCCCA
Messenger RNA from Sardina pilchardus (European sardine), 1039 nucleotides. RefSeq names its product apolipoprotein Eb-like. The transcript is spliced from 5 exons. Lineage: Eukaryota; Metazoa; Chordata; Actinopteri; Clupeiformes; Clupeidae. Gene Ontology annotation, cellular component: extracellular region; intermediate-density lipoprotein particle. Gene Ontology annotation, biological process: cholesterol catabolic process; positive regulation of nitric-oxide synthase activity; regulation of amyloid-beta clearance. Gene Ontology annotation, molecular function: lipid binding. The record is from RefSeq and is a predicted model, not a curated record. Bases 93 to 890 code for a protein of 265 amino acids.